Molecule: messenger RNA, 776 nt
Organism: Trifolium pratense (red clover)
Lineage: Eukaryota; Viridiplantae; Streptophyta; Magnoliopsida; Fabales; Fabaceae
Exons: 1
Coding region: 30-647 (205 amino acids)
Source: RefSeq, a predicted model, not a curated record
CAAAGUUCAAACAACACACAACGUAAGAUAUGGAUUCUUUCAAGCUGUUUCAAUCUUACAACAAUUUGAAGUUUCUAUUAUCUUUUUCUUUCUUCUUUCUUCUGUUUUCUCUGUUUCCUUUACUCUCUCAAUCCUUGAAACCAUUCCUUAUGCAAUUCUUUAGCUACAACAUUGAUAAGAGUUACAUGUUCCUUCUCUGCAAUACCCUUCUUGCUUUUAUAGCAUUGUAUUCAAGUCUGUUCAAUAAUAAUACCUCUUCAUCAAUUACUCCCGAAAGCGAGAAGAUUAACCGGUUCGAGUAUUACAUAUCAGAAUCUGAGAUUACAGAACCAAUUGUCGAUGAUAACAUUAUGGUAAGUGAAUCCCCACAAAAAGAAGAGGAAGAAAAGAGUUUGAUGAUAGUGGAAGAACCAGAGAGUGUGGUUAUUGAAGAAGAAGAAGAUGAUGAUGAUGAUGACGGCGACCACUACGAAGAGGGAAAUGCUCUUAUGAUAAUUGAUGGAGAUGAUGAAACAGAGGAAUUGAAUAAGAAAUGUGAGGAUUUUAUAAAAAAGAUGAAAGCUGUGUUCUGUUCUGAUUCAAGAGCUGAAAAUAGUUCUUAUUUUGAUUAUUAUCAGAAUCAGAAAUCACUUGUGCUUGUUAAUUAGUAGUAAUUGAUUAUUAGUGUUAUAUGACCUUAACUUUCUUAGAUUUUUCAUUCCAACUAGAAUUUUCUCUUUUUUACUUGUAGGAAUUAAAUAUUUCUAUUUUCUACAUGAUAUGAUUGUUUUAUGUUC